UCUGCAGUCUCUGACCAUCUCUUGUAUCAUGUCUGCAGUCUUUGAUCUUCUCUGGUAUUAUGUCCACCAACCUCUGACCAACUCCUGUGUCAGGUCUGCAGUCUCUGACCAUCUCCUGUGUCAUGUCUGCAGUCUCUGACCAUCUCCUGUGUCAUGUCUGCAGUCUCUGACCAUCUCCUGUAGUAUGUCUGCACCAUCGCCUGUAUCAUGUCUACAGUCUCUGACCAUCUCUUGUACCAUACCCAUUGUGUGUUUGCUAUAUCCUGUUGAGUCUCUGACCAUCACUGCCUUAGUGUGUUGUAUU
Staurois parvus is the source of this 304-nucleotide messenger RNA. Lineage: Eukaryota; Metazoa; Chordata; Amphibia; Anura; Ranidae. The record is from the annotation of a GenBank genome assembly.